Messenger RNA from Synchiropus splendidus (mandarinfish), 5299 nucleotides. RefSeq names its product zinc fingers and homeoboxes protein 2-like. The coding region runs from base 300 to 2624 and encodes 774 amino acids. The record is from RefSeq and is a predicted model, not a curated record. Gene Ontology annotation, molecular function: DNA binding; DNA-binding transcription factor activity, RNA polymerase II-specific. The transcript is spliced from 4 exons. Gene Ontology annotation, biological process: regulation of transcription by RNA polymerase II. NCBI's taxonomy places the organism in Eukaryota, Metazoa, Chordata, Actinopteri, Syngnathiformes, Callionymidae. Gene Ontology annotation, cellular component: nucleus.
GUUUUCGUCGUCGACCCCCCUCUGAGCAGCGAGCAGCUUUUCCUCUCUCCGGUCUUCAGGUUCCGAUGCUCCGAUCUUUCCCGAACCCGCGCAGAGCAGCACGCGCCGCCGCUCCGCCUCCCCGGGAGCACUUUCACUUCAGCGGCCCCGGACUGCGCUAACAGGUCCAGAUGUCCUCUCAUGACUUCACAUUUGUAACACAAAGCUGCUGAUGAGGGAGAGACGCAUCUCCGGCACCACCUGCUGGUUCAUUCUCACCAGUGAGACUCGCACUCCUCCAAAAAUCUUCAACCGCCAUCAUGUCUAAUAGAAGAAAGUCGUCGACCCCCUGCAUGGUUCUGGUGUCGGGUGACCUGAACAAGGAGCAACUGGCCAACAGCGAACGUUCUGAAUCUCCAGCUCCAGACCUUCCACUGGAGAAUCUGGAUGGUCUAGACCAGGAGUCAAAGGUGGAGGUUCAAAAUGCAGAGGAACCAACCGAUACACUGAGCAAACAGUCUGACAAGAGCCAGCCCACAUCCUUCCAAUGCAAGUACUGCCCAUUCAGCACUUGCAACCUGACAGACUUUAAGCAGCACGUGGAUUCUGACCACCCAAGUGUCAUUCUGAACCCAUUGUACCGCUGCACACUGUGCAACUUUGACACAAACAAAUUUGAUUCCCUGACUGACCACAACGAGACCAAGCACCCGGGCCACAGAGACUUCAAGUUUAAGCGGGUUCUGAAGGACAAUAAUACUGUUUUGGAACAGACAAUCGUCACCAAUCCGACCCAGACGGAUCAAGUCACGGCUCUGAACAUCAACGGAACAGUCAUAAUCCCAGAUUCCAACGGCAUCCGAGGCCAGGAUCAUGUGACGCCGCUGCUGCAGCGCCCACCCAAUGUCAGCACCGUUCCCAAAGUAGCGAUCCCAUUAAACACGGCCAAGUACAACCCGUCCCUCGACGAAAACCUUACGCUGAUCGCUUCCUUUAACAAGUUUCCGUACCCAACACAUGCAGAACUGUCGUGGCUAACCGCUGCGUCAAAGCACCCAGAGGAGCAGAUUCGGAUCUGGUUCACCACACAGCGACUGAAACAGGGAAUCACCUGGUCGCCUGAGGAGGUGGAAGAAGCCCGUAAGAAGAUGUUCAAUGGAUCCAUUCCUCCAGCGCAUCAGACAUUCUCAGUCUCCUCCACAAAUAGUGAAGCAGCGCUAUCGGUCAAAUGUCCGUUGUCCGAUCGCCUGGACAGCAAGUGUCUUAAAAGGGCUCUCCCCGUGAGCCCACCCUUGGGUCCUGAUUCGAAAAGACCUGUGAUGGCAGUUGCACCGAACCCCGGUGACGCGAAGGUGUUUAUGGCUCCACCGCCUCCCCCUCCUCCAAAAGACCGUCCCUCACUUGCCGCGACAGUUCACUCUUUGGCGCCCAAAGUAAAGAGUAUGUCAUCUGUGGGGAACAAAACCAAGCCGGUGAUUUCUAUGCCCUCUAUGGUCUUUCCGGAAUCAUUGACCCGACCGAUGAUUGCCCCACUUCCCAUAUUUGCACCGCCUUUCAAGAACUCUAUUCUCAUCCCGCGUGAAACUUCAAAGGAGCAACAUCCUGCCCUUGUUCCACAGCAAAUGAUCAGGCCGGCGGUCAUUCAGGCAACGUUGCCGAAGUCUCAAACUGUAAACAUUCCACGCAACAAAGACAACGAGGGUGUCAACCUGAAAGCAAGUGUAACACGAGGAAUUCUGAUGCCGCUUGCCGACGCUAACGGGGCUCGCGUUGAUGCGAAGCGCUCCACUGACGUGACGUCCAGUUCUCAAAAAGGCGAAGAAGCUGCAGCCGCCACGAAGCCAGAUUUCCCGCCAAAACCACCCGUUCUGACGCAGUUCCCCCUGCUGGAGAGGAUGAAAGGAAAGUCUGCCGAACACUUUAAAGUUUUGGAAGAAAAUUUUGUACGGAAUAGUUUCCCCACGCACAACGAUGUGGAGAAAAUGGUUAGCACCACACGGCUGUCUCACCAGGAAAUCACCAGCUGGUUUGCGGAGAGACGAGCGCUACGCGACAAUCUUGAGUUGGCGCUUCUCAACUCGAUGGGUUCCAAGAAACGCCAGGAUUAUCAAACCCAAGCAUUUAACAGGAAUGCUAGCCAGGGCAUGGUUGGCCGUCAGAGCCCCCCUCCCAUCAUCAAAGACUCAGUCCUCAACAACAAUUCUUACUGUGUCUCUCCCGAGAACCGUUUCCCGACACUGCUUAAAGAGGAUUUCGGUCGGUGGCCUUCACAUGAGGAGUAUAGCCAACCGGAUGCUCGAAUGGGAGGGAUGAACGUUGACAUUAGCCGCUGGUACGAUAGCCGCAUGGAAAUGUUCCACAACUUCGGUGUGAAUGGAGGCCGUGCCUUAAACCACAAUGGGGCGCUAACGGCUAACAACAAAGUCCUGGAGGUGGAGCUGGGCUGGCUGAUGGAGCAGCGAGCCAACAAUCUCAGCGAUCAGCAGCGGGACGAUCUUCACCGCUUACCAAGCAGGCUGCGGCAGCAGGACGGCGGCGUGCCGGUCACCUGGCCGGAGGACGGAGCGUGGCAGCGGGCGCGAGAGCUGCUGCCGGAGAGAGAGGACAAGAUGGCGGGAGAGGCAUCGGCGAGACUGACGGGCUGACAGCGGGUCACGACCAUUGCUGUUGCUGACAGAAGUGGAGGGAGGAACUCUUUUGCAUCAAGAUGAAGGAAAAAAAAAAGACGUUUUCAUGAUUGUUGCUUCCCAGUUCACACACAACAUCCGGUUAUGAAGUCAGUCAUGUUCCAAGCCGUUCUUGUUGGACCUUUCUGUGUUUGAAGGCUGUUGAUGUCUUAGAUGAUCUGACCCACCACAGCUAAUGCAUUUGACCCUAGUAACUUCCUAAAUAUCAAAUUGAAAAGUGUUAGAACCGAAUGAAUUAAGAAGGGGUUGAGGUGUCUCCCUUAAACUGGUGUCAAACUCGAGGCCCGAGGGCCAAGUCCAGCCUGCCAUGUCAUUUUUUUGGCCUGUAGUUCUGACUAAAUACAUUUGAAAUUAGCCAUUCAAAGUGCUGUAAAAACUAGCUUUGCAACAAAGCAUGAUGAUGUCAUGACCUACCAGAUUCAAGCUCCGCCCUUUUGACAUGCUUGCAGGGGGAGAUUAGAACUCCAGAAUAAGUCUGGAAAAUUUCCCAAAAAAACUGAUGCAUUUGGUGAAAGAUCGGAAAGUGAGUGAAUGUUUCUCCUUCCUCCUGUGAUGUGAGUCGAUGGUGUAGUUGGACAAAGUUUUGAAGCUAAGCUCAGAGUAGCUAAAUGCUAAAUUAAAUCCAAAACUACAGGCUCAGAUGAAGUAAAUAUGCAUUUUGUUGUGCACGCUGCUUGGUCUGGGAAAUUUCCAGUUUGACCUAACACCACCCCCCAACUCUCCCUAAAGUUUUGACAAACUAGCUAUGAAUCCAGGUGUUGUGUGUGAACUGCGUCGCCUCGGAGACAAAUGGAUGAACACAACGCCGAGUGCCAAAGCCACUGAAAAACUUCUGGUUGUAAAUACAAACUUGUGUUUGGUCUCAUUUCUCUACUGUAAAAAUGUGCACUUGUAAAAUUCCGGCAAUGAAAGGAACUUCAUAAAACAGCGCCCCCACGCCGCAACUGCCAUCAUCCCAAACCAGGAAGAUGGUCCGUUUUUAUCCCCGACCGUUCAGGAUGUGCGGAAACUUGCAGAACUAGGUUUUCCAGUUGUCAUGUAACAGCAUUUGUUUUUAAAAAAAAAAAAAAAAAAAAGAGAAAAUUGAAAGCAAAGAAUAGUGGCAACGAAAAGCUAUUUCAAAUGGUUUUAUAUUUUGUAGUUUGAAGUCUUCAUUUCAGCCCCUCCUCUUCAUGGAGGAAGUAAACUGGUUCUGAAAAAAAAAAACACAACAAAUGAUUUGAUCAACUAGUUCAAGAUGGCCGCCAACAGGUUAGGCCCGAAACCUUUGACUCUUCGUUUCCUUCUUUUUCUUGCUCUGUCGCUCCGUAACCACUACACAGGUAACAAUAGCUCAAACAAUGUUGUACAUAAUGUGUCGGCUUCAAACUAGUUUCACUGAAAAAUCAGUUUUAAACAUGUCGACUCUUGUCUGUGAGGUACAUUUAAGUGUUGACCAAAGUGCUCUACAGUUUCGUGAACACCAGGAACAGACAUAGAAACAUGAAUGUGCCAGAGCACCCACGUCAGGUGCAGGUGCUCUGAACAAGAUGUAGGACCUACUGUGGGAGAGAAGGCGCCUGUUACCCUUGAACUUCUGUGAGAUUUGGGAGGGAGAGACCAGCGGGGUCUACGCUGUCGAGGGCGUUCAACGCUGCCUGCUAAAAAUGGCCGACCAAUGAGAGCAGAGAUGAAUGUGAGGACGGCUUUUGUAUGACCGUCUCGCAGAGUGCUACUGACCAGACGAGUCAGGUGGAGUUGGAAAAAAAUAUUUACGACUACUUGAGUUGGCGUACGAUGUCGCCGUGAAACUACUUUAAUUCCGACACGAAGUGAUUUAAGCAAAUAGCUCAAUAUUAGCGUGUUUACGUCGCUUCUGCUGCUGUUAUGUCCUGGUCAGAGUUUAACACAUUUAUCCAAAACAAUCUGUAGUUACAAACCGUACCAGUAAGGCUCGCCUCAACUGCUGCACACUGAGGUUCAUUUAUCUUGAUUUUUUUUUCAUUCUUUUCUGAUGAUCAUUUACAGAAACGGUUCUAACGCAAGAAGAAAAAACAACAAACGGGCAAUGUCGUUUGAGGUUAGUUAGCAUUCUGCUUCUUCUGCUACAGUCAAUACCAGCCUGCGCUCGCACACCGAACGCUGUUCCGCACUCCACCAGCGGGAGGCGCUCACAACAAGAUGGUUUUAAUCUCUGGUUUUUCAGGAACAGUUUUCAGUAUGUGUUUCGCAGUCGUCUCGACAACCUGUUGAUGUCGCUCUAUUUCAAUAAAAUAAAGGUCAAAGCUUGUGUCUGAGUUUGAUGUAGAAAUGUUUUUGGACAUGAACGUGAUUUUUGUAGACCAGGAGGUCGUGUCCAGGGGGCGCUCUAGAGCUUCAAGACGUUUCACUUUACAGGUAAAAUGUGCAACAUACUAGCUGAACACACAAACACACAUAUGAGGUUUCUCAAUGACAUAACCCUUCCCCCAGCCUCUCCCCCUAAACCGAACCAUCCAAAACACAUGGCUCACCUGAACCAGGACCAGGACCAAACUAGAACCCAGUUAUUUGGAGGCUUCAGCCUCAAAUUGAGGCUUAACCUCGUGGGGACUGGCAAAAUGUCUCCACUUAGUCCUCACAAAGAUAGUGUACUGUCACAAAUCGGUACCCGC